AUGCAUCUAAAAUUGUUGUUUCUCUGCGUCUCUCUGAUCCCUGUUAUCUCUGCGGUAUUUACCGCAGCCGGUAUCCGAGCCCUCGUCGAUGGACACAAUGCAUUCCGCAGAAAAAUCGCCAAAGGACAAUACCACCAAAAAUACGGAAAAUUCCCGGAAGCAUCAAAUAUGCGAAAAAUCCAUUGGGAUAGAAAUUUGGCACAAGGAGCGCAAGCAUUCGCAAAUCGUCAUCCAAAUGGACACGAUGAUAAUUGUAAAACGGGAGAAAAUAUGUAUUGGAUGUAUGAUAUGGGACCGACUUCGCAUGAUUCACACGCUCCGAGAGCUAUCAAAAUGUGGGGAGAUGAGUUUAUUAGUCUUGGAAUGGUCGGGAUAAAAACUGGAAAUGGUGUUGGAGCAAAUGGACAUGCUACUCAAAUGGCUUGGGCUGAUACAAGCAAGGUAGUUCUUCGUAGUCUUUUGAAAAUUUUUAAAUUCUAAAACUAAAAUUACAGCUUGGCUGCGGUAUUUCGAACUGGAAAGAUGGAAAAUAUAUGAAAACUGUGGUUGUUUGUCGUUAUAUGUCGCCAGGAAACUGGCCAAAUGCUUUGAUGUAUAAACCGGGCGCACCUGCAAGUCGCUGCCCAGCUGGAACAAGACCUGACAAUGGAUUGUGCGCAUGA
Molecule: messenger RNA, 662 nt
Organism: Caenorhabditis angaria
Lineage: Eukaryota; Metazoa; Nematoda; Chromadorea; Rhabditida; Rhabditidae
Source: the annotation of a GenBank genome assembly